AUGACUCCCAUUACCACUGCUGUGAGUGUAGUCUACUCUUUUCAAGAAAAAAACAACUUCUUAAACACCUCAUUACCUGCCACCCUAAGCCAUCUGAAGGCCAACCUCACUCCCAGCCAUCAGAAGGCCAACCACACUCCCAGCCAUCAGAAGGCCAACCACACUCCCAGCCAUCAGAAGGCCAACCACACUCCCAGCCAUCAGAAGGCCAGCCAUCAGAAGGCCAACCACACUCCCAGCCAUCAGAAGGCCAACCACACUCCCAGUCAUCACAAGGCCAAACACACUCCCAGCCAUCAGAAGGCCAACCACACUCCCAGCCAUCAGAAGGCCAGCCAGCAGAAGGCCAACCACACUCCCAGCCAUCAGAAGGCCAACCACACUCCCAGCCAUCAGAAGGCCAACCACACUCCCAGCCAUCAGAAGGCCAGCCAUCAGAAGGCCAGCCAUCAGAAGGCCAGCCAUCAGAAGGCCAGCCAUCAGAAGGCCAGCCAUCAGAAGGCCAACCACACUCCCAGCCAUCACAAGGCCAAACACACUCCCAGCCAUCACAAGGCCAAACACACUCCCAGCCAUCACAAGGCCAAACACACUCCCAGCCAUCACAAGGCCAAACACACUCCCAGCCAUCAGAAGGCCAACCACACUCCCAGCCAUCAGAAGGCCAGCCAGCAGAAGGCCAACCACACUCCCAGCCAUCAGAAGGCCAACCACACUCCCAGCCAUCAGAAGGCCAACCACACUCCCAGCCAUCAGAAGGCCAACCACACUCCCAGCCAUCACAAGGCCAACCACACUCCCAGCCAUCACAAGGCCAAACACACUCCCAGCCAUCAGAAGGCCAACCACACUCCCAGCCAUCAGAAGGCCAGCCAGCAGAAGGCCAACCACACUCCCAGCCAUCAGAAGGCCAACCACACUCCCAGCCAGCAGAAGGCCAACCACACUCCCAGCCAGCAGAAGGCCAUCCACACUCCCAGCCAGCAGAAGGCCAACCAAACUCCCAGCCAGCAGAAGGCCCACUGCACUCUGUGGAUGCCACGGUAG
This is a messenger RNA of Gadus macrocephalus (Pacific cod), 1047 nucleotides long. Its product is annotated as histidine-rich glycoprotein-like. Lineage: Eukaryota; Metazoa; Chordata; Actinopteri; Gadiformes; Gadidae. The record is from RefSeq and is a predicted model, not a curated record. Bases 1 to 1047 code for a protein of 348 amino acids. The transcript has a single exon.